Messenger RNA from Corticium candelabrum, 1433 nucleotides. Its product is annotated as N-alpha-acetyltransferase 40-like. Lineage: Eukaryota; Metazoa; Porifera; Homoscleromorpha; Homosclerophorida; Plakinidae. The record is from RefSeq and is a predicted model, not a curated record. Bases 99 to 767 code for a protein of 222 amino acids. The transcript has 12 exons. Gene Ontology annotation, molecular function: histone H2A acetyltransferase activity; histone H4 acetyltransferase activity; protein N-terminal-serine acetyltransferase activity. Gene Ontology annotation, cellular component: nucleus.
ACGUCAUGUGACCUUUUUGGCGGGUCAAGUCAGCUGAAUUAUCGUUUCGUAUAGCAACAGGAGACUCAGGCUGAGACUGUGGAAAUUUAGCACAUGACAUGAAGAAGGCAAAGUCUUCGAAGGGCAAAGAAAAGAAAUUACAGCAUAAGCAGAGAUUGGCAGAGAUUGCCAAGUCGCAAGCAAUCAUCGACGAUGCCAACAAAGCACCCAAUCCCAUGCAGCAUUUCACAGCAUUUCAGAAAUUUGACAGAAAUGGAUUGUCAUUAAGCAUUGAAUGUAAACGAGUUUCAGAGUUAAGUCGUGAUGAUCUGGAUUGGGCGUUUAGGCUAACAAAGAGCAACAUGCAAGAUCUGUAUGAGCUUGGUGGCUGGAAAUGGCAUGAUGGCAAGACGAAAGGAGAAAUGGAAGACGAAAAUUGCUGGUUUUUGAUUGCUCGUAAGGCUGGCUGUCCGGUUGCAUUUGUUAACUUUCGUUACGAGUUGGGAGACGAAGAUGUUGAAAUCUGUUAUUGUAACGAAAUUCAACUUGAAGAGCAUUGUAGGUCAAAGGGAUUAGGAAAGUUUCUUUUGCAAAUUUUGGAGCUUUUAUGUCACAAGGCAAAAAUGAGAAAAAUUGUGUGUACAGUUUUGAAAGCAAAUGAUCGGUCAAUGAAUUUCUUUCAAAAUAAAAUGAAAUAUUCAGCAGAUUCUACGUGUCCUUCCCAAUGUGACUUGCUAAAUGCUGAUGAUUAUUGUUAUGAAAUUCUUAGUAAAUUACUGAUUGUCUAAAUAUUUUGUAGUCAGUUAAACAAGUAAACAUUUGAUUGUGAAUUACAUCACGUUAUCACUUGCUAUCAUCAUUAAUCAGGUUGCUACAUGCUUGCAAUUACAGACAUUUAUGUUUGUGGAGAUGGUAAUGUGGAUAGAUUGGUACUCAAACAUUGAAUGGAAACAGUUACAUACAUCAGACAAACUUGAAAGAGAUAUAGUACUGAAUAGAAUGCCAAAUGACUUGGGAUAAAAGUGUUAACACUCUUGUUUGGUUGUUCAAUUAAUGAGAAUCAGUAGUGUGUUUGCUAGUACAAGUAUAAUGAGGCUGUACAACUGAUCACCAUUUACUGGGACACUGUACAUUAUAGACAUCGGGGUUGGUAUUUUGUUUGAAUGUACAAUGUAUAUCAACAAUAGAUUGGUUGAACACUAACAACAAACACAUCUUCUUGAAUGCUGUAAUACAGUAGACUACAACAAAUGUGAUUAGAAGCGACACUGGGAUAAAACCAUCAUAGAGUUGCUGUGCUUACAAUCAUUGCUAUUGUCAAACAUUCAUGUGUUUUCCGAAAAACUAGUGACCUGGUUUAAUACAAUACUUGAGUCCUAGCAAACAAGUCAAUGUGAUAUGGAGGUGACGUAAACAGUGAUAUUGACUACUGUGAUGUUGAUCAAUGUUUCGAG